Molecule: messenger RNA, 2617 nt
Organism: Rotaria sp. Silwood1
Lineage: Eukaryota; Metazoa; Rotifera; Eurotatoria; Philodinida; Philodinidae
Source: the annotation of a GenBank genome assembly
AUGAUUUCAAUUCGUAGCAAUAGUUCAACAGGUACUACAACGGGUUCAACUACAACAACGACUCCUAUACCACCAGCACAACAAAAAAAAAUUGAUGCUGCAUUCGCUUUGUUGAUUGUGAGUGCAACUGGUGCCCUUCUAUCAGCAGUAGCAUUCGUUGAAUUGUCAGAACGAACAGCCCAGACAGUAUGGUGGGCGUAUGAACCUAUUGUUGAUGCGAACCCAUCUUUUAGUGAACCACCACUAUCUCCUAAACAUAAACGAUUUGUUCCAUAUGUACUGAUUGAAAAAUUUCGAACGGCUGCAAUUGGUAACCAAAAAUGCAAAAACGGUAAUGGAUGUAAAGAACGAGAAUUGGAACACAUUGUCAUUUUCCAUUCAGCCGACUUUCGACCACAACCGAGAUGGUCGCCCGACUAUCCGAUCUAUAUUGGUUUUCAUCGCACACGAGCAGAUUUUGCAAUUUCGAUCGCUCAUAGUGAUAUGAAUAUUAGUCAGACUCCUCCACAAAUGUUAGGAUUUGGUAUUUAUUUUGCUCGUUCGAUCACAAAUACUGAAGGAAAAGCAAGAGAAGCUGGUGCAUACAUUUGUGCAGAAGUUCGUAUGGGAAAGGUUCUGAUGCUCACCAGAUCUGAAUUGCAUAUAGUCAGCAACAAAAAUUCGUGGUGGUUGGAGUAUGAUACCGUCUAUUUAAAACAUGAGCAAGAAGAAAGAGAUGAAUUUUGUGUCAAAAGUUCAAAUCAAGUUCUCAAAUGGAUUAUAUAUAUUGAAGCAGAAAAGGACAAAAAAUUGGCACUGUACGGAAUGGACGUGGAGUUUAACGAUACACAAUGUUAUUGUGUCUGAAACAUAUUUAUAUAUUUAUAAGCGAGACUUUGCGUGUGUGUGUGGGCGUAAUGAUUCUCAUGCUGGAUGCUGGCAUUGACAAGUCAAUCUUUCUUUCCUCAUCUAUUUGCAUUGCAAUCACUAUCGAGAAAAUUCCUAACAGAUUUGAUUAAUGUUUUUAAAAUGUGCAGUACUUUGUUCAUAAAACGAAAAAAAAUAAUAAAAUAUUUUAAUCAAACGUAUUGUAUCUAUGAUUGAGAAGAUUUACCAAACACACCCUACAUUAGGAAAAAUAAUACGAAAUAAAUAGUAAAACUGGCGAACAAAAUCAUUCUCUAACCUUAUCAUCAAGUAGAAAUAUGUUAUAAUGGUCUAUUUGUUUCUUGUAAAAAAAAUUCAAUCAUUUGAAAUUUGAUGUAGAUAUGAAAAGAAAAAUAUUUUAAGAAAUAUAUGAUUUGUUUGAAUUUUUCAUCAACAAUAGAUCAGUCAACCAAUCAAUCACUAUUGUCGACCGCUUUUAAAAAGAAAACUUUCCUAUGCUAUCACCCAUACAGAUGCUUUGAGGGUGUGGGUGUGAAUGUUGGGAAAAGGGAACCUUCACCCCACUCAGUUUAUUGAUAUGAAAAAUUAAGACUUAGAGAACUCUUAAUCCCAGAUUUGCAAUUUUUAAGACGAAGAGUUUGUUUGACGCGUGUGUCGGAAGAUUUAGUCUUUUUCAAAAUAUCUCAAAAAUUAAACAAAUUAUUUAUAAAAUAUGAAAAAAGUAUCAAACAAAAAAGAGAACACUAAAUUAAGUAAAAAUUGUAAGUUACGUAGUGUAGAAGUAACCGUAAUGAAAGAGAGAACAUCGAGUCACACUUAGAGAAGUGUUUAUACAGCUGAAUUCUAGAUUAUUAAGUGACUUGUAUAUGAUUUUUAUGUUGUACAUAAGCAUUAAGAAAAAGAAAAAACAAUGAACAUAAAAGUAAAUGAAAUUGAAAAAGUCAGUUAUUGUGAUGUAUAGUCGAAGAAAAAAUGAAGAUAGAACGACAAGAAAAAAUAAUAAUACUAAUAUUAUGUAGCGAAGAAUGACUAUAUGAUUGAAUAUAAGAUGAAUCAGCUAUCUGUAUAUUAGUGGCGUAACCAGGGUAGGGCCAGAUUGGGCUGAGCCCAACCACCGGCUAUUUAAAAAAAAGUUAAUUGUUUUUUAAAAAGAUCAAUCAGCAAAAUGCUAGACAUUCAUAUUUUCUUUGUUUUCGUUUGUGACGAUGGAAAUGUUUGUGUUGUCAGUCAAUAAGAUUAGACAUAUUCAGACCAAAUAAAAUAUCUCACCGUCAACUCGAAAAAAAUUCAAAAUAUGAUAUUCUGAUGAUGUACACUGAUCGAGAUAUUCGAAUUUUAGAGUAUUUACAACGUAUGUUAAAUUCCAACAAUUCACAGUUUCAGCAAAAAUGAGUAUUGGUGUGGGUGUUGGUGUGGGUGUGGGUGUGAGUGUGGGUGGGUGUAGGGUGGGUGUGGGGUGUGGGUGUUGGUGUGGGUGUGGGUGUGGGUGUGAGUGUGGGUGGGUGUAGGGUGGGUGUGGGUGUGUUUUUGUCUUUUGGAAUGCCUACACCCCCACCUCCACCCCAUCCCCACCCACACACCUCACCCAUAUGCCAUCCACCCACACCUCCACACCCACACCCCACACGCACACCCACACCCCACACGCACACCCACACCCACACCCCACACCUUAUUUCUAUAAGAAUAGUCGAGAAACUUAUUAAUUAAAUGGCACCAGGACAGUCUGAUUUUGUUAAAAGACAUAAAC